Messenger RNA from Larimichthys crocea (large yellow croaker), 7401 nucleotides. It is a transcript of the gene itprid2, whose product is annotated as ITPR interacting domain containing 2. The transcript has 22 exons. The record is from RefSeq and is a predicted model, not a curated record. Lineage: Eukaryota; Metazoa; Chordata; Actinopteri; Sciaenidae. The coding region runs from base 210 to 4451 and encodes 1413 amino acids. Gene Ontology annotation, molecular function: signaling receptor binding.
CUCCUCCUCCUCCACGCUGCUGCUUUCAGGAAGCGGAAGCAGGAAUGUUGGAGUGUUUUCACCAAAGUUUGGACAAAGUUUGACAGUUUGGCAGCAGCGACACAAACUGCGGAGAAACAUGACGAUGUGCUACCUGUUGCUGAUGUUGCUGUAGAGUUGUCAGUCUUCUUUGACUGACUGGCCCCAAACAGACACACAGACAGGCAGAUAUGGAGAGUGGAGGUGUAGGAAUCGACACCAGCACGGCUCCAGAUCUCGGAGGGCAGUCGGAACGCAUAGCCUGUCUGCGGCGUCGGGCCUGGGCCAAGAGCAGAGACUCUAUCUGGCAAGAACCAGAACCAGAGCACUGUGGCCCCCAGAGUCCUCAACAGAACCAGAGGGACAUGGAAGCAGAGAGCCCUGCUGGAGAACCAGGUCAAGUUCCUAACAAGAUAACCAGCUGGCUGAUUGAAUGCAGGACUCCCAUCGGAGCCUCUCUAGAUGAUCAGAGUGCUUCUCCCAGCAAAGGAGGGCUGAGGAACGGCUGCAGCUUUGAAGAUGACCUUUCGCUGGGAGCUGAAGCGAACCAUCUUCACUCCAAGAAUAAAACUGAAUCCUGUUUUGGUCUUCCUGCGGAUCAGAAGAGGAGUCGGUAUAAAGAAAGAGGAAGAAGUAUGAACUCCACAGGAUCAGGGAAGAGCAGCACUGUGUCCAGUGUGUCAGAGCUGCUGGACCUGUACGAGGAGGACCCUGAGGAAGUCCUCUUAAAUCUUGGUUUUGGUCGAGAAGAACCUGACCUAGCCUCGAAGGUUCCCUCCAGAUUCAUCAACAGCGCUUCCUCGGCCCGAGGCAUCGACAUCAAGGUCUACCUGGGAGCUCAGAUGCAACGUAUGGAACUGGAGAACCCCAACUACGCCCUGACUAGUCGUUUCCGUCAGAUUGAGGUCUUGACAACAGUAGCUAACGAGUUCUUCCAGCUCUACAGUCAAGUUUCUGGUCAACCUGUCCAACGCAUCAGCUCCAAGGACCAAGUUUGUCCCUCAGGAGGUGAAGUAGGAGAAGCAGGGGGUGGUGAGCCUCCUCCUCUAAAGAAGAGCAACUCGGCUCUGAACGUUGCCAAACUUCUUAAGAAAUCCAUCAGCAAACACAACCUAAAUGCGGCGGCUGCUGAGUCGCCUCAAGCACACACGCCUAACCAACCCACACAUCCGAAUGUACACGCACCCUCUGAUUACACAAACACCAACGGUCACGUACACACCAGCCCAGAGCCGAACGGAUGCAAUACUGACCCCGACCAGGUGGAGACAGUCAGCCAGAAACACAACCGCAAGAAAGACAGCUGUUCCCUGGCAACGGUUACCGAGGAAACCAACGGGGAUGGAGAGACAGAUGACAGUGCUGAACAGUGCAGCACCGGACCAACUGCCAAUGAAGAGCAUCAGCCGGCAUCUACUGACUUUCAGUCAACCAAUCAGAAAACAAAGGAGGGAACCCAGGUGGUUAAAGAGGAGGAGAAGAACCUGACCUCAACCCCAGAGAAAACUCCUCCCAUCCUGGCCCCGCCCCAGCUGGCCCAACUUCGCACCGAAAACACAGACUCUUUCGACAUGGAGGAGAUUCAAGACGAGGCUCUGCCACACAGAACUUCCGGACCAUCAGACCUGUUGAGGACGGUCAGUCAGCAGUCAGACAGCAGCGGUUUUGCUGAGGAGCCCUCCGCUGACUCCAACAGCUCUCUCAAGGUGCAGGAGAGUAGUGACAGCUGUGACAGCGAGACCACUGUGACAUCACACCCUUCACAAGAUAUGGGCACGCCCCUUGCAGUGGACCAACCAGCGUUUGUUCUGCCAGAAGUCGCAGAGAAAGAGGCGGAGUCUAGUGCUGCUGCUGAGGGUGAUGAGGAGAGUAGUCCCAAGGAAGAGAAGGAGCAUGAUGGGAGCUUGGAGCAGAUUCCACAGUAUAUUGGCCACCAGUUCCUCUUUAACAAACCAAUGGAAAUGCAGCAGGAUGAGGAGCAAGUUGAGAGUGGGGACCAGGCUGAUCCUGAUCCUGAACCAGAACCAGAACUCAGAGAGAUUACCCAGAGUAUGUCUGCUGUGGAACAAAAACCACAACCAGAAUUAGAACACAUGGAGAAUCAAUCUACUUCAAAACAAGACACUUCGAUACAGACUGAAACCACCUCUGACACGGAGCCACCAACAGAUGGCGUGGAUGCUGAGGAUGUGGCCCAAGAAGAGAAGGUAUUCUUGGAUUAUUCUGGUUUAAUUCGUCCCCCUGUUGCAUCCUCUCCGGUUCUUGAUGCUCUGAAACGAGCCAAACAGAACCAGAUGGGCCGAGCAGGCCAGUGGGAUGACCCCCAGUCAGGCAGUACAUCCCCAGUCCCAGGGAGAGGACGAGGGCGAGGACAAGGACGAGGACGAGGGCGAGGCGACAUCCCCCUGCAGAGGUCCUCCUCACUGCCCUCCUCAUACCUCUCACCCUCUAGGGUCGUGUCCUCUGUCAGGAUCCAGUUUGGACAAGGCCAGACGUCCUGCACUCAGCCCAGAUACUCCUUCAAAUACAGCCAGCAGGCUGAAGGGGACAAGGGAGAACAAGAGAAGGAGGAGGAGGAAGAAGAAGGACAAACCAACUGUCUGUCUACUCUUAUCAUAAACCCUGCCUCCUCGUCUAACUCUAACAAACAACCAAGGCUUCUCACAGAAGCUACACCUAAACCCAUCCCACGCUACCUGAUGCAGUCAUCCCAUUCUCUGAGGAGCUCUAGCCCUCCUCCUGAUUGGUCACCUGGAGGCCAUGCCCACCCCUGGAUCACCCAGAGUGUACCCGAUCUCUCCUCCAGUGCGCAGCAGCCAGGCCACUUCGACCAAAAGAUGAACGCCAAUAAGAACCAGCAAAGUUGGAAACCGGGGCAGAUGAUGUACCCUUGUCCUAACCCUAACCCUUACCCUACAGCUCAGUACCCCAGCCCCAGCCCCAAUCCUAGUCCUGGCCCUAACCCCAACCCAUACCCCUACACUCCGAACCCUCAUCCACAGUAUCCCUCUUCUCUCCAGCCAUACACCAGUCUUCCUAACCUCCUCCACCUUCACAAUCCCUCCAUGAUUCACGAUUCUAGUCUCACCAGUCUCCACCAGCCUACAACUACCACAAUCCCCCAACACAGCAACCUCUCCAACUUGUAUCAGCACUCAACUUCCUCUGCUCCUCACCAUGCCAAUCUGGGAAACCUGCACCCAGGAACUCCAGUUAUGCACCACCAGGUCUACAACCAUCAAUACAGUCAUCACUCACCUUAUCAUGCUGCUCCUCAUGGCUCACCUUACCUCAGUUAUCAUGGGUACAACCUGAACCCACACCUUCCGUUCCCAUACCCCGUCACCCAGUAUCUACCAGAACACAGCCUCCACCCAGGGCUUACUCCACCUGCUCCAGGCUUCCUCCCAGGCAUGGCCUCAACCCUUGGCCCUGAUCACAGCCUCCACCCAAGUUACAGCUUCCAAUCGGGGCUCACUCCUCCUGCUCCAGGCUUCCUCCCAGGCAUGCCCUCAACCCUUGGCCCUGGUCACAGCCCCUACCAGAGGCCCACUCCUCCUGCUCCAUCCAGCACUGAGAUGCAGCUGAGGAAAGUUCUGCAUGACAUCAGAGGAACCGUGAAGAGUCUUAGUCAGAGCCGAGCUGACACUCCGGACGCCGUCAGUGAGCCCAGAGCAGCUAUGCCCAGCGACCAGUCUCUGGCAGAGUUUCAGCAGAAGAGGCGAAGUCUGAACUUGUUCCGCAGUCAGAUGAUGGACCUGGAGUUGUCUAUCAUCCACCAGCAGGCUCUGGUCUACAAACACCUGAGCCCUGCUGACAGGCUGGAGUUGGAGCAACUUCAGUCUCUGAGGUCAUCAGUCAGAGAGGAGCUGCGGGAGCUGGAACAACAGCUGGAAGACAGACUGAUAGAGCUGACACAUCACACACAACACCGGGGUCUCCAUCGAGACAACAGUUUCGACAGUCUGUCUACUGCCUCUGCACUGAGAGCCAUGGAGCCGGUGUCUGACCUUCUCAGAGAGCAGCUCCUCCUCCAAUCAGAGAUCAGCUACAGUGGUCACGCCCCCUCCACCAAUCCUUCCUCCCGAUCCUCCAGUCCAGUCAGAGGAGGAGACCGUGAGCAGAGUGGAGGAGUAUACCGGACAUCGAUUAACAUAACCCCCAUUCCCCCGCGUCGACCCAACACGCAUGCUGAGGAAGAGGAACGAGAGGAAGAGGAACAAGAGAGGGAUGAUGGAGGAGGAGGAGGAGGAGGAGGAAUACCAGAGGAGGAGGGAGCAUCAGGAGGAGUCAGAGUGGAGAACCUGCAGCAGCUGAUCAGAGAGAUUCGAGCCAGCGUGGCGCAGGAGGUCCGACGGGAGAUCUACGGUGAGCUGCUGGCUACCAUGUCACCAGGGCAACCCUCGCUGCCCGCAAGGCAACAACCCUUGUAGUCAUGGAAACAGCAGAGCACUACCCCCUUUCACCGUCAGCCUUAGUAACCACAGCCUAAGCAGCAACACUGUCUGUCUGCAACACUGUAUAGCUGAGUAACACUGUACUGUCUGUAACACUGAUGAUGGCAUGAACGCAUCGCCUACAUGUGAUAAACCUCGUCCACCACACCUGCGGACCGCCCUGCUGUUAACGAGUGGAGAGGUGGAGGGCGGAGCCUCACACAGGACACACAACAUGACGAAGAUGUUUACGCGCCUGUGGUUAGUUCUAGUAUGCUGGUGUGAUGCAUGCUGGGAACGGCAGUCCCUGUGAACCAUCAGCGACGAUGUGUUGUCUCACAUCUUCCUGUUUCUAACAAAGCUAAAUCUACUACCACUGCCACUAAUACUACUGGUACUACAUCCAGUACAGCAAACAGGACUCUACCAGUAUCACCACUACUAGUGAUCAGAUCAGUAGCAUGAGUCAUGUCCUAAUGAGAACAACAGUAAUAAAUGAUAAGUAUUCAUGAUCAGGGUUAAAUGGUGUCAGUACAAACUGUUCAGAACUACAAACGUAGAGAAAAUAACAUAUUUCCUCACUUCCUAUUUUUUAGUUCCAGGUCUGUCAGAUUUCUGCCAACACCCCAAGUAAGGAAUGGUUUGAAGUUUUCAUUCCUGGUCGAUUUGGCAUUCUUUAAAACUGGUGCUAUUGUUGACAAAUCCAUUGCAUUUCCUGUGACUGAUUCACAAUAAAAGCACCUGGUGUUUUGCCAGGUGAACGCUUUUAAUGUGAAAAGCAGCAGUAGGAAAUGUUGCGUUAGGAGUAACUUAAUCCAGCACCGGUUCCACUAUAGGAGGGUAAACUGUAAACAGACAAUGUGUGUAUUGGUAGGUCAUUUGAAUCUCGCACAAUAAUGGCGGACCCCGCCAUUAACAAUAAAUACUGCCAUGUAGAAAGGUAAUCACAGAAUGUAAUGUGCAGAAACAUGCUGAUCUCAUCAGCUUCCUCUAAAAAUACUGUAAAUGAUGCCUUAAUAUUUUAAUAUUUGCUCUCAUACCUUAUAUGAAGGGCUUAUAUUCUUUGAUCUUCUGUCUGCAGAGGGUCAAACAGCUUUGACUGCUUAGAGUUACUCAUUCCAUGCACAUUUCACCUUCAUGUACGAGGUUUAAAGAAGCCUGUGAGGUAUAUAAUUAAGGGAUUAUGAUCUUACAGCCUCCUUCAUGAUCAUGAUCAUCAUCAUUAUCAUCAUCGUACUUCCUCUCACCUCUUUCACAGUUGUUUCUGUGUUUUUUCUACGAUGUGACCCUGCCCCCUACUGGUCAGUUCACCAGCCUUCGUGGUUGAAAGUCUCGACUCCAUACAAACUUGUCAAAUGUCUGUUACUACAGUAUGGGUACAGUAAGCAGGCCUGUAGGACAAGGCUUUAAGAGGCUGCAUGCAGGUGCUGUUCAACGAGUAGCUCCAACACUAAUCGCUAAAACCAAAAUGUUUCUUUAAUAUUUUUAUUUCUACACCUGCUUAAUAAACAAGAUGCACAAGUUAGACAGCUUCUGACUACUAGGGUCGGUUGUUUUCUGUCUUGAUUGAGGUAGGCUAGCAGUUUCCCUUUGGCUCCAGUGUUUGUGCUAAGCUAGGCUAAACGCAACCUGAAUGAAAUGAGACUGUUCCUUUAACACUGUGUGUGUGUGUGUGUGUGUGUGUGUGUGUGUGUGUGUGUGUGUGUGUGUGUGUACUGGUUGUUUCUGAGCAGGUGAUGAGGUCAGUGUGUGAUGUCAUUAGGUACGGUGGAGAUCAGAGGUUACUCUGUGGCAGCAGGUUUCAGUAAGUUGUCAUAGCGACGAUGAUGAUGAUGAUGAUGAUGACGUGAUGAUGGUUCAGAAGGAGGAGCUUAGCUAUUAUGGGUCAUUGGGUGGUGUUGCCAAAACGUUAGCUUGCAUUAGCAUGUUAGCUUAGCUCACACUGUCUGAUGACAAUGAUGUGAACAUUACUGAGACUAUUGAUAAUGAAUCAAUGAUCACUGUUAACCACUUCAGCAUAAACCAUCUGAUACUAAUUCAUCCUCCUCUUCACACUUAAUCCGACCUGAUCGAUCACUAAACAAUAAUUACUAAUCACCUAAUGUUGAACACAUGUUGUCUUUACCACUAAAGUCUGGGUGUAGUGUCUGAGUGGUCCCUCAUGGGAUAUACUGCCAGUUAUUGUGAAUCACUUGGCACACACCAUAGCUGAGUGUGAUUGGCUGCAAGACCUGUCAAUCAAGACAAACUCCUAAAUACCUCUUUUUUUUAUAUAUAUAUCUUCUUCCUAGUCCAUCCAUCCAUCCAUUUUCUAUAAACACUUAUCAGACCCUAUCAGAGAGGGGCUGGAGCCAUUCUUUACAGAUCAACAAUUCUGAAAAUUUCCACACAAACCCUCAUUAGAAUCAAAUUAUUAUCUACUGAAAGCUGAACUUUUUUUUUUUUUUUAGAAAAGAUGUAUUGACUUUAUGUUUUUCGGAUGUUCAUUCUUGGUCUUUGGGAAGAGUUGUUUAAAGGUUCACUUAUCAAUGAUUCUGAGUCUUUAUUCAACUCCUGGAGCUGGCUCAGGUGUCAUCAUGUGACCUAAAUGUGAACUUUCAUUCAUGUGAUUGCUUCUUAAUCCUCUGUCAAUCUUAUGGACCAUUUAUUGACUUUAUGUUUGUAGAAACUUUAUUUUUCAUGUUCACUGAUCACAAACUCUGCUCUGCUGGACCAACACUCAACACUCAAUUUUAAUUUUUUUUUAUUUGUUUAAUUGCUCAAGAAUGCUUCACACACUUCUAAUUCCACGUCACUGCCUGAAUGUUGGUGUCUAUUAAUUUCUAUUGAUGUCUAUUAAUGAGAAAGUGUAUUUUUUAUUGAUGUCUUGUCAGUGGGAUGCAGGGGAGGGAUCACUCUGUAGAUGAGAUGAGAAUAAUAAAGAAGUAUUUAUUUUCAGUACACAUGA